AUGGCAGAAUGUCUGAAUAACCUCGUCUACCACCAGCAUGGCAACACGGAUGAAAACUACAGCACCUCUUUCAACCCGCGCUCCACCUCCUUGGAGAUCCGCACCCCAGAAGAGCUCGCAGCCGUAAACGAGUUCCUCCUCACCCUCGGCCGCGAUGUUUCUGAUGGUCGGCAUCAGCCGGUGCCCAGUCCAAACCUCCCCACAGACGCUUUCGACGCUGCCAACUUGAGUCAAUUUGGUCUCGCCGGGAUGCCUGGCCUACCGGUCUCACUUGACUCAUGA
Laccaria bicolor S238N-H82 is the source of this 282-nucleotide messenger RNA. RefSeq lists its product as uncharacterized. The transcript has a single exon. NCBI's taxonomy places the organism in Eukaryota, Fungi, Basidiomycota, Agaricomycetes, Agaricales, Hydnangiaceae. Bases 1 to 282 code for a protein of 93 amino acids. The record is from RefSeq and is a predicted model, not a curated record.